AUGAAUUAUAAUGGACUGCUUCAAGAUUUGGGAUUCCCAAUGCUGCUAUUUCCUAUAUGCUCUAGUAUUAUUUGUCGGUAUAAUAUCUACCCCUUCAUUUCCCUAGGUAUCGUCUCACUGAGAGUGAUAACGGAGGCGGAACUUUAUGUCACAGUCAAUACGAAUACUUCGAUUAUAUUAAACUGUACAUACGUCAUAGAAAACAGUGAGAGAGUCUUCCGUAUAGACUGGAAAAAGAAACAUGGAAGUGACUAUAGUGCGAUAGUACGAUUUCCCCUCAAUGAUCCUGCAAUUUUUGUGCCAGAUGGUAUUUACUUGAAGAACAGAACUGAUCUUGUCAACCCUGGAAAUGGAUCAAACAGUGCUAUUCUGAAAAUCAAUGACGUAAUCUGUGAAGAUGCCGGACAUUACCGAUGUUCCGUGACGUCCAUGGCUGGUGAUGCUUCAAACGACACAUCUGUGUUUAUUCAAGCGGAUGCAGUACAUCCAAUUAAAUUUACCAUAUACCCAAACGGCAGCUUGGAAGAAAAUGACACGGUGACCUUGUCGUGUUAUGCAAAUGUUGGAAAUCCAGAAGGCUACAUAGCAAUAUGGAGAGUGGACAAGACAUCAACUUCAGCCGUACUGCUUAAUGAGACAAACAUAGACAGAAGCAAGACUGAGAACUGUACAACUCUGAUAAACGCAACAGUAACUUACACUGUUUCCCGGAAUGACAAUGGCGCGUUUUUCAGAUGUUCUUCACAAAACAGACAGACACUGGGGCCAGCACCAAGCAGAGACACAAACCCUAUCAAUGUCCUGUAUGUUCCAAGUAAACUAACGAUUUUCUUGACACCAAAUAAGAAACUGUAUGUUGGGGACGGACUACAGUUAACCUGUAUAUCUGAUGGUAAUCCACCCCCGAGGAUCAGAUGGAAAUUUCAUCCUGAUAACUGCAUAAAUAGCACAGAAACUUUUCAAUCUUCUAAUGGAACUCUGAAAAUAUACCAACUCAAACUUGAAGAUUCCGGUGUUUUUUGUUGUUUGGCAUCAAAUGCGUAUGGGGAAAAUUACCAAUCCAUCUUACAGAUAUAUAUAACAGUGUGGGAGAUAGUUAUCCCCAAACCCACAUGUGCUGCUAGUCCUUGUGGUAUAACUGAAAUCUGCAACGAAACGCAUGGCAAGGUUGUUUGUACAGUAAACAAUUGGGUUGCUGUUGCUUUCGUUUCCGUACUUCUAGCGACAGGAUUUUGCGUAACAACCAUAGUGUUACUUUGUCGCCGUAGACAGUUGAAUAAGAAAGUUACUAACGAUGAGGAAUAUGAAGCAAUUAGCAGCAAUCGCCAGUUACAGGAGAGGGAUACUGAGAACGCAAGAUAUGAAGCGUUGAACAUAGCGGCACAAACCAGUACAUGAUAGAGCCCGUGAACACUCUUCUAUGCCUUGCUUACUGCUUACACGAAAUCCAAUGCAUAUUGUAAUGAAAAAUCAGCUUUCGCACUGAACUCGUUGUUAACCCAGAUAUGAUAAAUGAAUACUGAAAAUAGCUCUGCGUAUUGGAAUUAUAUCGAUCCUUACUUCUCCUAGACACGUGUUCCCACCUCUGGUAUUUCCAGGGGUGCGUGUUUACCCUACUCUCAAUUUUGUAUUUCUUGAUACAUUCACCGUUCGUUAUCUUCACUUUUUCAUCGAAGUGUUUCUAGGGCGUGAUUCGAUUCAUAAUGAGCAUCAAAAGUGAAUUUCAAUACACAUUGAAUAUAAAGAGAAAUUAUCUUACACCCCAAUGUGAACACAGCCUGAUCCAGUCAACACUAUAUUCAAUCAUACUCGAGAAUGCCUUCAGAGGAAAUGGUAUUUGAAUUUGAUAUCGUUGUGUAAUCAAAGAGGAACCACGAUUCAAGAGACCUUAAAACUACAUGGAGCGGACUAGAAGGCCUAGUGUAGGUUAUCCAAUACUGAUAUUGGUGACGUUUUGAUAACUUAUCAUAAUAGUUGCAUACUACGAAGCAAGACUGUUUUAACGUUUAACACGUCCACCUCUACUUAGUAUGUAUUGUUUUCACGAAUUUUUAUAGCGAUAUAAUUUUUCUAUAAUGGAACUUGUAAAUACAGGAUCGUUUAUAAAUUUCCUAUACAUCAAGCAUUAUGAGAAAAUUACUUAACACCUAAGUCAAACUCGUUUGAUUUAUUCGUCCAGUUUCUGUUAUCCUGUAAACCCAUCAAUCUAUGUGACGAACUCACCAAUAUAUAUGUUGUGUUAUAAUACUAUAAUUCCAAUGUUAUUUAUUACAAUUGUUUUGACUGGACAAAAAUAAAGCUGAACAAGAGUUUACACAUCAAUAAAUCCGAAAACGCGAUGUAUUCGUGCACGCAUGAAAACAAAUAACAUAGUGCCGGAAACUAUUCAAAUUUUUGCAUUUGUUAAUAAAGUGAAUGAAUUGGAAUUAUAAGAACCAAACAUUCUUUUUGAAGAAUUUAUCGAUGUGUAAACUCCGGACAUUUUACUCACAAACUUAACAUAAAAGUGCUUUGCACUUUUAUUCAGUUUGUGAGUAAAAUGUCCGGAGUUUACACAUUGAUAAAUUCUUCAAAAAGAAUGUUUAAUCCUAUAGUAAACGUAUCUAUUUUAUAUAGUGUUAUAAUACUGUAAACCUAUCUAUUUUAUGUAGUGUUAUCUACAUGUUGUAUUACAAUACUUCUCUCUAAAUGCUACUUUAUAAACCUGUUAUAGUAUUGUAAAUCGAUCUAUAUGUUAUGGUAAUGUACACCUCUCUACAUCUGUGUUGGGUCAUGAUACUGUAUACAUGCUACUAUCAGUUUUUAAGUCGAGACAAACAAGUUGAUGUUGCAGGGGUUUCAAUGGUCUCGUUUAAAGUCAGCAUUUUUCACAUUCUAUGGUCGUUAUAAUGAUUUAGUUUUCCCAUAUAACCUAUGAUUUGGUCAAAUGCUGUUUGGCGUGUUGGUUGAUUGCUAUGUCGUUCUUUGCACACUCAUUUUGACUACGGAUUACCCCGUUUACCUGAUCAAGACAUAGGACUCACGGUAGUUGUAACCGGUCGACAUGGGAUGCUUCCUUAUCCUAGGCACCUGAUCCCAUAUCUGGUAUGUCCAAGGGUUCGUGUUUGCCCAACUCUUUAUUGUGUAUUCUUUAUGGGAUUUAUGAGAUUAAUCACUGUUUUUCAUCUUCUCCUUUCAUCAAUGUGCCUGUUCAGCUAAAUGCGAUUUUAAUGUAAUCAUCUAAUAAGCAAGAUUUUUCGUAAUAAAAUAGUACAGUAUUGUA
Ostrea edulis (European flat oyster) is the source of this 3262-nucleotide messenger RNA. Its product is annotated as vascular cell adhesion protein 1-like. NCBI's taxonomy places the organism in Eukaryota, Metazoa, Mollusca, Bivalvia, Ostreida, Ostreidae. The transcript is spliced from 4 exons. Bases 1 to 1398 code for a protein of 465 amino acids. The record is from RefSeq and is a predicted model, not a curated record.